Molecule: messenger RNA, 462 nt
Organism: Hibiscus syriacus
Lineage: Eukaryota; Viridiplantae; Streptophyta; Magnoliopsida; Malvales; Malvaceae
Product: transcription factor TCP1-like
Exons: 1
Coding region: 1-462 (153 amino acids)
Biological process (GO): regulation of secondary shoot formation
Cellular component (GO): nucleus
Molecular function (GO): sequence-specific DNA binding; DNA-binding transcription factor activity
Source: RefSeq, a predicted model, not a curated record
AUGUUCUUUCCAAUCUCAGCUAACAACUAUAAUAUCAACCCUUUUUCUCACCUUCCUCCUCCUCCUCCUCCUUCUUCUUCUUUCUUAUCUUCCAUCUUCCCCAAGUUCUUUAAGCCACGAACUAAUGACAAUGUCCUCCUUAAUCACCACCAUCAUGAUCUGGUGUCGGCUUCUUCAUUGUUGCCCGCCGCUGCAAACCCUCAGCAGCUUAACCUCAACGAGACUUUGCUCAACAUGGCGCUUUUGAACGAGGACGGGGACCAUGGAGUACUUGAUUUUAGUGGUGGGCUUCGUCCGGGGUUUGUUUUAUCCGUCAAGAAGGCUCUGAAGAAAGAUCGGCACAGCAAGAUUUGCACUGCGAAAGGGGUGAGGGAUAGGAGGGUGAGGCUGUCCAUAGAAAUCGCCCGCGAUUUCUUUGAUCUUCAAGAUAUGUUAGGGUUGAUAAAGCUAGCAAAACGUUGA